AUGCGACGCUCGUCUCUGGCCUGGACCAUCGCCACGGCGCAUGCCGCCGCCAACUGUGCCAAGAUGGCCGGAUGCCGAAAUCUCAUCGGUGGGGAUCAAACGAGACCUAUCUUGGAGGGCGCUCAAAGCUUUACAGAGGUGGACGGCAGUUGUCAAUUUGGUCACGUGGCCAAGAAACACGAUUGCAAGCCGGGACCCUCCUGCGGAUACACACUCUUCGACUGCACCUGUAUCAGCGAAAGAGCCGCGGAGGAGAAUUCCACGGGCGCACGGAACAGCCGAUUCCUUUUUGGCGGGACUUCCGGUUUGGUCGCUGUAGCUAUCUUGCUGUGUGCUUGGCUCUGGAGACGGGGUCGCUACAAGCAACCAUCCAAAGUGGCUCCAACCAUCGGACUGCCAAUGACGCUAGGUCACUCUCAGAGCCCUUUCACGGGCAUUUGCAUCGAACAGGGGCCGGUGAUCGCGGAAGAUCACGGCACCAAGAAGGGAGCAGCGAACUGUGACUGUUUGACGAUCUUGCUCCUGGUGUUCCUACUUGGUUCUCUUCUCAUAGCAGGUGCAGCAAUCUUCGCCUCUGGCGUUGGGAUCCAUGUAGGAGAGUACUACAACGGCUGUCGAGUUUAA
Molecule: messenger RNA, 624 nt
Organism: Cladocopium goreaui
Lineage: Eukaryota; Dinophyceae; Suessiales; Symbiodiniaceae
Source: the annotation of a GenBank genome assembly